Messenger RNA from Suillus bovinus, 834 nucleotides. RefSeq names its product Gar1/Naf1 RNA binding region-domain-containing protein. Gene Ontology annotation, biological process: snoRNA guided rRNA pseudouridine synthesis; ribosome biogenesis. Gene Ontology annotation, cellular component: box H/ACA snoRNP complex. Gene Ontology annotation, molecular function: box H/ACA snoRNA binding. The record is from RefSeq and is a predicted model, not a curated record. Lineage: Eukaryota; Fungi; Basidiomycota; Agaricomycetes; Boletales; Suillaceae. Bases 45 to 647 code for a protein of 200 amino acids. The transcript is spliced from 5 exons.
GCUGCUUAUAUAAUCCCAUCGUUUUUAUUCCUCGUACAGUGACCAUGAGUCGAGGAGCAAGAGGUUUUAGCAGAGGGGGAGGACGCGGUGGGGGACGUGGAGGAUUCCAGCAACGUGAUUUUGGUCCUCCGGCUACAGUCGUAGAAAUGGGGACAUUCAUGCAUGCCGUAGAGGAUGAAAUGUUGUGCUCCUCUCUCAUAUCAGACAGGGUUCCCUACUUCAACGCCCCCAUUUACCUCCAAAACAAAUCUGUGAUCGGCAAGGUUGACGAGAUCCUGGGCCCUAUCAAUGAAGUUUAUUUCUCAGUCAAAAUGGGAGAAGGUAUGGUUGCGAACAGCUUCAAGCAAGGAGAUAAAGUAUAUAUCGGAGGUGAUAAAUUGCUACCCAUUGAGCGAUUCCUCCCCAAACCAAAAGUUGCAGGUGUAACAAAACGUGGGCGCGGUACCGCAAGGGGCACUGGGCCACGGGGACGGGGUGCUCCUGGGGGACGAGGACGGGGAGGACGAGGGGCUAGCAGGGGUGGGGUAAGAGGUGGCUUUGGUGGCGACCGGGGCGGUUUCAGGGGAGGCUUCAGAGGAGGAAGUGGUCGUGGUAGCAGUGGAGGUUUUGCACCUCGAGGUGGAAGAGGUGGAUUCAGGGGAUCAUGAUGAUAGUGCUCGUAUUAUGUUAGCGUCGCGUGUGUGUAGGUAUCAAGGUUUCAGUGCCUUGACCUCGGUCGAAACAGCAAAAAAUCUAUUUGCCCGCUCACACUGCAUAGAAAUAGACUGCAGAGACUAUCAAUACAGUGAAUUGGGCAUUGAAAGAACUUUACCUGAGAAAGCUGAGCCGACAUAG